Lachnellula hyalina is the source of this 1026-nucleotide messenger RNA. RefSeq lists its product as uncharacterized. The coding region runs from base 1 to 1026 and encodes 341 amino acids. Lineage: Eukaryota; Fungi; Ascomycota; Leotiomycetes; Helotiales; Lachnaceae. The transcript has a single exon. The record is from RefSeq and is a predicted model, not a curated record. Gene Ontology annotation, cellular component: THO complex part of transcription export complex. Gene Ontology annotation, biological process: mRNA export from nucleus; mRNA processing.
AUGGCUUCAUAUCAACCUCUUGAUCCUCGCGAAGAGGAUGAGCUUCAUAAAUCACGCCUCCUAAACGUAGAAGAGAAACCAUUCCGGCGCGUGAGCAAACGCCUCAUUGCCCCAGGCUCGCUCGUCUCAACACCCUCCAAACUCCCCACCCCACCCCCCGACGCCGCCGAUGAUACCUCUCCCCUCGAAAGCUUACUCGAAGAGCGUCGUCAAUUCCGGGAAGAUGUGCUCCUCGAUUUCGCCGCGUUCGAUAGCAGCAUCGCGCGCAUCCAAUUCCUAUACAACAGCAACGAGCAAGAGCGGGAACGUUACAAAGCUGAUAAACAGCGGAUCCUUGAAACAGCGCAGAAUGUGAGGGAUAGUACCGUCACGUUGAGGGCGCAGCUUGAAGAGGCGAGGAAGACACUAGAGCAGAGGAAGAAGUUUGAUGUUCUGUCGGAGAAAAUCACGAAUAAUGUGCUAUUGAGACCGCGCUCAGAUCAGGAGCUUAAUUUGAAGAAGUUGGAGGAGGAGUGUAGGGAGUUGGAGAAGGAGAGCGCUGCAUAUGGGGAGACGUGGAAGGAGAGACGGGAACAGUUUGGGCGCAUUGUGGAGGAGGGGAUGCAGUUGAGGCGGCUCAUUAGGGAUGAGAAGGAAGAGGUGGAGAGGAGGGAGGGGAUGGAUGGAGGAGAGGAGGAUGGGGAAGUUGGUGAGGGCUCGGGGGGUGGACAGACGCCUAUGAACGGGAAUGCGACUCCGAGACCUGACGCCGGCCAGGAAAGCAAUAGUCCCGACCAAGGGUUGAAGCCACGACCAAACGCUUCUGGUACACUGUCGAAAUCGGGCAGUAGGAGCACAAGCCGCGCUCUGUCUCCUUCCGGAAGAGAGGGUUCUGCGCUGGCGGAGGAAAUGAAGGUUAUGGACACGGACAUUGUGGUAGAUAUACAAAUGGGCGAAGGAACAGAGACUCCGCGCGUCACGGUCGAUUCCCCAGAGGCACCUUCACCAGAGGAAGGCGAGGCAGAAGACAAGAUGGACACCACGUAA